Aspergillus clavatus NRRL 1 is the source of this 1068-nucleotide messenger RNA. RefSeq names its product homeobox domain-containing protein. Lineage: Eukaryota; Fungi; Ascomycota; Eurotiomycetes; Eurotiales; Aspergillaceae. The transcript is spliced from 3 exons. Bases 1 to 1068 code for a protein of 355 amino acids. Gene Ontology annotation, molecular function: RNA polymerase II cis-regulatory region sequence-specific DNA binding; DNA-binding transcription factor activity, RNA polymerase II-specific. Gene Ontology annotation, biological process: regulation of transcription by RNA polymerase II. The record is from RefSeq and is a predicted model, not a curated record.
AUGUCCCAGUACGGUGAGGUGCACGAGAAAUCGGGGGAAAUGGCCAUUUCAUACGCAAGCGGACUUCCAGCCGAUCAUACCCAGGCCUUGCCCUCGUUUCGAGAGCUCCUUCCUCCUCAUCUCCACGACGAAAUCGAGUCCGGCUCAUAUCUCUCCCGGCAACCGGCGUCUCACGAGCGUCCUCUAUCAGCACACCAUGAGUUUGGAUCUGGGUCCAGACCCUACGGCGCCCCCUCAAAGUUCGCAAUGGGAGACGCUCGCGACUAUUCUAUGACCGGAAGCCGAAUCAGCGAGCCCCAUCAUAGCAUGUUGGGGGAGCGUCCGCCAGUGCAGGUACAAUUAUCUGGAAAUGCAGCACAGGGAGCUGCCGGUCGCGGUCCCAGUCCUAUUCUUCCAUCUAUUCGGGAUCUGCAGUCGAUCCCCGAUCGCGCUUUGGGAGCAUCAACUGCAGGACUGCCGGAGCACCGUGGACCAUCCCGCUCGGAUGCGUUUGUGACUCAGGAAUACCGCGGUAGUGCUGUCGGCGCGCCUAAUUACGCCCCAUCUAGCUUGUCGGGCCAUAUGGGCGAAAGAAGAGGGGGAGAUUCCUAUCCCGCCAACGGCAUGCCAGCAGUCAUGCACAAUCAGCCGCCAUACCACUCUUAUCCGGGGAUGAUCUAUCAUAGCGAUUCAGAGCAGGCCUCUCCGCAAUUAUUACCACCAUCACAGCAGUCCAACUUUGGCAUCCUAGGCGAGUCGGUGGACUCGAAGAAUAAGCGUAGGCGGGGAAACCUGCCUAAGCCAGUCACUGAUAUCUUACGCGCCUGGUUCCAUGAGCACCUGGAUCACCCGUAUCCCAGUGAGGAGGAUAAACAAAUGUUUAUGACCCGCACCGGGCUCACUAUCAGCCAGAUUAGCAACUGGUUUAUCAACGCGCGGAGGCGACAGCUGCCUGCUCUUCGGAACCAGAUGCGAAAUGGUGCCAGUGACCUUGAAUCUCAGCGACAGUCACCCUUCAGCGACAUAGAACAAACGCCUGCCGAGUCGAUGCCCUCGCCCCAUCGAUUCAACGCUGCGAAUAAACAUUGA